This is a messenger RNA of Ochotona curzoniae (black-lipped pika), 510 nucleotides long. It is a transcript of the gene LYRM7, whose product is annotated as LYR motif containing 7. The coding region runs from base 56 to 370 and encodes 104 amino acids. Gene Ontology annotation, biological process: mitochondrial respiratory chain complex III assembly. The record is from RefSeq and is a predicted model, not a curated record. The transcript has 5 exons. NCBI's taxonomy places the organism in Eukaryota, Metazoa, Chordata, Mammalia, Lagomorpha, Ochotonidae.
CAAGAGGCGGGGCGACUCGGCCGCUUCGGAGGCGUCUGCCGCGGCGAGGAGAGCCAUGGGUCAGGCGGCGAAGGUUUUGCAGCUCUUUAAAACAUUGCACAGGACCAGACAACAAGUUUUUAAGAACGAUGCCAGAGCCUUAGAAGCAGCCAGAAUAAAAAUAAACGAAGAAUUCAAAAGUAAUAAAAAUGAGACUUCUCCUAAGAAAAUAGAGGAGCUAAUGAAAAUAGGUUCCGAUGUUGAACUGUUACUGAGAACAUCUGUUAUACAAGGUAUCCACACAGACCACAAUACACUGAAACUGGUUCCUAGGAAAGACCUUCUUUUAGAAAAUAUGCCAUAUUGUGAUGUACCCACACAGAAGCAAUGAAUUUUCUAGAAUGAAACAAAUCUUUGUACCUUUCAGUUUUAACAUUUGUAACUGUGGCAAAAAUCCUAGGUUUACAUUCUUCUGGCAUAUUGAAAAUUAAUCAGAAUAGUUUCAUAAUUAAACUUCAUAUUAAAAGAGCA